Molecule: messenger RNA, 1645 nt
Organism: Mustela erminea (ermine)
Lineage: Eukaryota; Metazoa; Chordata; Mammalia; Carnivora; Mustelidae
Product: olfactory receptor 51F2-like
Exons: 2
Coding region: 125-1069 (314 amino acids)
Biological process (GO): G protein-coupled receptor signaling pathway
Cellular component (GO): membrane
Molecular function (GO): olfactory receptor activity; G protein-coupled receptor activity
Source: RefSeq, a predicted model, not a curated record
CAACAAGUCUCCUCAUAAGUUCUGUCCUCCCCUGGAAUCAAGUCUCCUCAGCCUUCUGAGUCAGCCCGAGAGGGACAAGUACAAAUUCUAGUUUCAUCUUGGAACUCUGUGUUUUUAAUCUAGCAUGUCAAACUUCUGGAAUACCACAUCUACUUCCAUCAUUUUCCUCCUAACUGGUGUUCCCGGGCUGGAAGCCUUCCACAUCUGGAUCUCCAUUCCCUUCUGCUUUCUCUACAUAACCGCCCUCUCAGGAAACAGCCUGAUCCUCUUUGCCAUUGUCACCCAGCCCAGCCUCCACAAACCCAUGUAUUAUUUCCUCUCCAUGCUGUCCACCACUGACCUCGGCCUGUCCAUAUCCACCCUGAUCACCAUGAUGGGUAUAUUCUGGUUCGAUGCCAGGGAGAUCAGCUUUAAUGCCUGCUUGUUACAGAUGUUCUUUAUUAAACUCUUCACUGUCAUGGAAUCCUCAGUGCUGUUGGCCAUGGCCUUUGAUCGUUUUGUGGCCAUCUCUAAUCCACUCAGGUAUGCCACCAUUUUAACUGAUUCCAGAAUAGCUCAAAUUGGAGUGGCAAUUGUCAUCAGAGGGACACUAAUGCUGACACCAAUGGUUGCACUUCUUAAAAGACUGUCCUUCUGCCGCAGCCACGUGCUUCACCACUCCUACUGCUUCCACCCUGAUGUGAUGAAGCUCUCAUGCACAGACACCAGGAUCAACAAUGCAGUUGGAUUGACUGCCAUGAUCUCUACUGUUGGUGUGGACUCAAUCUUCAUCCUCCUCUCUUACAUUUUGAUUAUUAAGACCGUCCUCAGCAUUGCAUCCCCAGAAGAGAGGAAGAAAGCCUUCAGCACAUGUAUCUCCCAUAUUGGGGCUGUUGUUAUUUUCUACUUUCCAUUGAUCAGUCUGUCCUUUGUUCACAGAUUUGGGAAACGAGCCCCAGCCUAUGUUCAUACAAUGAUUGCUAACACUUACCUCCUGAUCCCUCCUGUAAUGAACCCCAUCAUCUACAGUGUGAAGACCAAACAAAUACGCAGAGCUGUGAUAAAAACUAUCUAUUCCAAAGAGACAUAGAAUUCUAGAGAUGGCCUAACACUAUCAAUUUAAAAACAAAGCUGAUGAUCAUGAAACAAAAACUUAGAAUUAAAGCUGGAAUAUAUUUAGAACAUCAGCUCAACCCUUUAUUUUACAGAUGAAGAGACAGAGACAUAAGAAUAGAAGGAAUGAGCAGUAUGAAGCCUUAAGUCUAUCAUUUCUCCCAUCCAUCACUGUUUGUUCUAAACUGUUGUUUAUUCUGCCAACAAACUGAAUUUUCUGACUUUGUCUACUUUAGAGCAGUUGGUAUGACACAUUAUGAGAAAGCCAUAUCUUUAUGAGAAAUAGGCAGUAUUUUUCUAAAUGCAAUAAUAAUUUUUACUAACAUUUAUUAUUUCCCUUGACUAGUCAUGGUUUGCAUUUAUUAACACACAUCUGAAACAACAUUAAAAGGUAGUUAGUUCUUUGAUCAAUGAGAAAAUUGAGGCACAAAAAUAUUAAGUUUCUUGCUUAAACAGCUCAUAAACAACAGAACCGUAUUUCACAUGCAUGCAAACUUAUUCCAUGGUCCCCCAACUCUCUUAACUUUAGCUAUGUUGCUACCUAUAAUAUAAA